AUGGCAGCGAAUCAGGGAUCUCCUGUUUUGAGCAGGAGGGACAGACGGCCGCCCCCCCCCCGCAGGACAGACAGCCGCUGCCUGCACGACGUGCACACCCUACACCAGCUCCUGGACCAGGAGGAGGAAGAGGAAGAGGAGCAGCUCCUGGAUUCCUAUUGCACCCCAGGCAAAGUGCGGCCCCAAAUCCCCCCUUUUUUAUGCCCAAUUUGGGGUGUUUUUGGGGCUCUGACCCUUAUGGGAUGUGACUCUGUGGGGUUUUGGGGUGUAAUUUCCCCCUUUUUGGGGUGUUUUUGGGGUUUUUUAGUGCUGUUCUGGAGGAUGGAGGAGCUGGGAGACGCUCUCAAGGCCCAGCACAACAUCGAGGAGUUCGGGUCCCUGCUGAUCCCAGCACAGGACCCCAUGGCGGUGCUGGGGCUCAUUGGCUGUGACAGCAAUGGGAGGCUGAAUGCGCUGUCCGUGGUGCUGGAGGGGGAUCGGGACCGUUCGGCCGGGGCCCAAAUCCCGCUGGACCUGUCGGGACUCAGCGACUUCUCCCUGUUCCCGGGGCAGGUUGUGGUGGUGGAGGGGAACAACAGCACCGGGAAGAGGAUGGUGGUAACAAGGGUCUAUGAGUUUGGGCCUUUCCUGGACACCAAACACGAACAAGUUGAGAGCUGCCGGUUGUUGCUGCCCUUUGCUGAGGUGUUCAGGCUGUGUGUGAGGACCUUGGUGGAGGGGACACGGAGCGCUGGCUCCCACCUGGUCUUCAUCCCGUCCCACCGUGACGCCCACCAUCACUUUGUGUACCCACAGCCCCCAUUCGUCUGCCCCGAGCUCCCUAAAGAGGACAAAGCGCGUGUUCACUUCAUGCCGGACCCCUGCACCCUAGAGAUCAAUGGGGCGGUGCUGGGUCUCACCUCCACCGACGUCCUUUUCCACCUGGGCACGGAGGAGAUCAGCAGAUCCUCUGGGACCUCGGAUCGAUUCAGCAGGAUCCUGCAGCACAUCCUGACCCAGCGCAGGUGGCUCCAAUGGACCCAAAAAGGGGCUUUUUUUGGGGUGAAAUGAGGGGAUUUGGUCAUUUUGGGGGGGUUUGGGGGCCAUUUAGGGGCAGAAUUAAAGGGGUUUUAGGGCUGUUUUGGGUUAAAAAUGGCCAUUUUUGGGGUCUGGGGACAACUUAGGUGCAGAAUUAAAGGGGUUUUAGGGCUGUUUUGGGUUAAAAAAGGCCAUUUUGGGGUCUGAGGAUACUUUGGGUGCAGAAUUAAAGGGGUUUUAGGGCUGUUUUGGGUUGAAAAUGGCCAUUUUUGGGGUCUGGGGACAAUUUAGGUUCAGAAUUAAUGGGGUUUUAGGGCUGUUUUGGGU
Molecule: messenger RNA, 1344 nt
Organism: Coturnix japonica (Japanese quail)
Lineage: Eukaryota; Metazoa; Chordata; Aves; Galliformes; Phasianidae
Source: RefSeq, a predicted model, not a curated record